AUGUCUGGUCACAGUAAAACCGGAGGCAAAGGGUGCACUAAGGCCAAUACUCGCUCCUCCAGAGCCAGCCUCCAGUUCCCUGUCAGCUGCAUCCACCGGCUGCUGCGCAAGGGUCACUCUGCCGAGCGUGUCAGGGUCGGAGCCCCCGUCUACUUGACCGCCAUCCUCCAUUCCCUGAUGGCCGAGAUUCUCGAGCUGGCCGGCAACGCAGCCAGGGACAAGAAGACCCGCAUCAUCCUCCGCCAACUGCAGCUCGCCAUCCACAAUAACAAGGAGCUCAACAAACUGCUGGGAGGAGUCACCAUAGCCCAGGGGUCCUGCCCAACAUCCAGGCUGUGCUGCUGCCCAAGAAAAUUGGGCACCCCAGAAAGGUUUGAAGGGGCGAGGCCAGAAAAAGAUCCCUAA
Carcharodon carcharias (great white shark) is the source of this 405-nucleotide messenger RNA. RefSeq names its product histone H2A-beta, sperm-like. Gene Ontology annotation, cellular component: nucleosome. Gene Ontology annotation, molecular function: structural constituent of chromatin; protein heterodimerization activity; DNA binding. The record is from RefSeq and is a predicted model, not a curated record. The transcript has a single exon. Bases 1 to 405 code for a protein of 134 amino acids. Lineage: Eukaryota; Metazoa; Chordata; Chondrichthyes; Lamniformes; Lamnidae.